AUGGCUCCGGAACACCGCGAUAACUUUUUGAGCAUUACCCCGGACGCCUCAAGCUCUGCUGCGCCUGCGGGCACAAGCAAGCCCCCAGUGGCCGAGAAGCCGCCUAACCCGGUCUUCAAGAUGAUGGGCCUACCCAACAUGCGCUUCAAGUUACCGUCUCGCAAUUGGAUGAUCUUCCUCACCAUCACCGGGUCCUUCACCGGCGCCAUCAUGUACGAUCGCAAAGAGAAGCGCCGCGUGCAGAAAAAGUGGUCGGAGCUCGUGGCUCACCUUUCCAAGGAAUCCCUGGAGACCACCCAGAUGCGUCGCAAGUUGACUGAAUACGUUAAGCCGAUUUUGGUCGCCGCGGCGUUGGACUACACUGUUGUCGAGGGCCGGCGCGAGGGAGAUGUCAGGGCUGGAACCGCGGAGAACAUCCGCAAGCUGCGCCGCAAGGCCGGAGAACCCAGCUCGACAGUUGAGGAAAUGGGCGUGGAGGCCGUCGUCGCCGCGACUCGCGAACAAAUUGGCAUUACCGACGAGCCCGGUCCCAAGGGCGACUUGGUUAUUGGCAGACACACAUGGAAGGAAUACGUGCGCGGUCUGCAUGAAGGCUGGCUUGGGCCCUUGGAUGCGCCUCCGCCUCCCCCCGAAGAGGCCCCAAUCGUGGUUGAUGCUCUUGAUACGCCUGAAGCCCCCGUCGCCGAAGUGGCCCCCAUCGCGGACCCAACACCAGAGGCCACAACCCCCGAAAUCUCCACGAUCGAGUCCCUCGAGUCAUCACUCGACUCCGACAACAAAGACGAUACACCUGACCCCAAGGCAGAGCAGGCUAAGGCCGAGGAGGCCAAGAAGGCCGAGGAAGAGGCCGAGAAGGAAAAGAAGCCCGCUGGUCCUACUCCUGCAUACAUCUUCCCCGCCGAUUACUCGUCCGCCAGCCUUCCCCCCUCUCUCCCUCAGACCUUUGACAGCUCCGCUCCCGUCGAUUUCCCUCACAUCCUCGGUUUCCUCAACACCCCAAUUAGAAUGUACCGCUUCCUCACACAACGCCACCUCGCCGAGAACGUCGGACGCGAAGUCGCAGCCGUCGUGCUCGCAGCCAACUCACGCCCAUACCGCGACGAUACCUUCAGCGCAGACUCCGAGAUCACGGGAGCGAGCGUUGACUCCACGCCUUCUCCCGACGGCUCAUUCACAGACCUCGCUCCUCGUAACCACGAGCAGCAGACUGUACUAGAUGCCGCCGAGAAGGAGUGGCACAAGUCUGUGCGCAAGCGUGAAGAGGACGGCAAAGAGCGCGAGUGGCUGGACGACGUUGUUCUGGACCAGCGUAUUGCUUCGCGCAUGCAGCGUGCUCUUCUCUCGCCUGAAGAUGAGGCUCGCUCUCAACGUAUCGGCGAACUGCAAGAGUAUAUUCUUGGUGAAGAGCGGCCGGCCCAUGUGCCCUUCUGGAAGCGCAUGUGGAUUGACUACGGCUAUGGCGAGAGUGAGGAAGCCAUCCGCCGCAAGCCCAUUCUGGGUAACCUCGAUGGAGAGGACGGACAGUAA
Messenger RNA from Penicillium brevicompactum, 1527 nucleotides. RefSeq names its product Tim22-complex subunit TIM54. Bases 1 to 1527 code for a protein of 508 amino acids. NCBI's taxonomy places the organism in Eukaryota, Fungi, Ascomycota, Eurotiomycetes, Eurotiales, Aspergillaceae. The record is from RefSeq and is a predicted model, not a curated record. The transcript is spliced from 4 exons.